AUGGAGUCGGAGGCGGCGGCGCGGACGCUGCCCAGCGCCGGGCGCCUCUCCGGCGCCGCGCGGCUGUCGCGGGGGCCGCUCUUCGGGCGGCCGCGCGGGCGCCUCGGGCCUGGCUCCGGCCUGCCGCCGCCGCCCUGCCAGCUCACCGUCCCGCUUCUCCGUUCGCAGGGAGACGCGGCCCCCCGGGACACGGCGUUCCUGCUGCGCAAGCAGUGGGCCUUGUACAGCGUGACGCCCCUGUACAAGUUCUCGAGCGCGGAGCUGAGGGAGUACGCGAGGCUGCUGGGCGCCUUCGUGGCCGCCGAGAGGCGGAAGGGCGCAGCCGUGCAAGUCGGGGCGGACGCGGACAUCAGGGUGACCUUCUCCAGCCUCCCCGCGCUGCGGGGCAGCGGCCGGGACCAGGCCGCCGUGCUCGUGCAGCUUUCUUCAAGAUCAUCGGUUUCCCAAAAAAGUUCAGAAGAGAAGCUGAUGUGGUCGGGCUGGUUCUGUUGUGUGUCUGGAGAUGAUCUUUUAGAGAAUGUGCCGGAGGACUUCACUUGUUUGCCUUUGUUUCUGGCUAACGGCGCGGAGAGUUACGUGGCCAUUGUUGGCAGCUGGUUUCAGAAGACUUUUGACUGCCGCUUCCGCCGUUUAGCCAUCAGCCCCCUCAAUCUCACUUGGAUGGCAGCCAUGUGGACUGGAUGCAAAGUGGAAAAAAAUGCAUCUGCAACAGAACUUGUCUUCUCUGUUCCUUGUCUUCCCCAGCCUCUGGAUAUAUCAUAUGCCAUUCACCCUGAAGAUGCGAAAGCUCUGUGGGACACAGUACAGAAAACUCCAGGAGAGAUCACUCAGGAAGAGGUGGACCUCUUUAUGGACUGCCUUUAUUCUCACUUUCACAGACACUUUAAGAUCCACUUGUCAGCUACAAAACUGGUAAAAGUUUCUACAGCAAUUGCCUCAGCACACUGCGAUGGGAUUAUAAAGUUUCUACAAAGCCAACACCUAAUUGGAGUGCUGAUGCUACUGACAGAACUAGCAAUCUCUCAGAUACAGUGAGACUUAUUUCAGCUGAUCUUCAUCCCCCCCCAAGGCUUACUGCUGGAAAACCUAAGCUGGGAAACCUAUUGGAAACUUGCUCCUGCAGAACUUUCCUUUCUCGCACACUUGCUGUCUAGAGUCAAACUCCUGCACCCAAACCUGUAGCUAGCAUUAAUCUACAUAAUCCUCCACAGGAAAGAAGAAAAGAUCUUUUGCUCUAAUAGAAAGGCCACAGUCCUAGGAGAUAAAACAUUGCAAACUGCUGGAUGCAACUUAAUGAUAGAUAUUUCUGCUGUUGUUUCAAAUGGCAAUCAUUUUUUUCACUAGACAGCCCCUGCUAUAGGGCCCUUAUUCUUAGCUAGACUUAGUAAUACCCUUGGGCCUAAAUCUAAAUGCCAAGUUAAGCAUGCCUGAGAAAGGGAUGCAACUUAUGAGGCAGAAAAAUCCAGGUCUCUAACUUCAAUACUGGUAAGGCUUCAAAAUCUUACAAGGCCAGCAUGUAACAGUAACAAAGUACAUCCUCACUCCCCAGUCAGGUUGGGUUUUUUCCUCCAGGGUGGAAAAAAGCAUGUAACAAGUGCCUUGUUUCCAGCUCUACUUGUCCUCACAGACAUGUUAAUGUGUAGAAAAUCAAGGGCUGUCUAUAAGCUAGGGACUUGGUAUGUUUUGCCUGGUGUUUCAUCUCCUGCAAUGUAAUCCUGUAGUCUGGAGAGCUCUGUGUUGAAGCUAUGGGUGCUAAAACUUUAGACUAGCUUUCUCCCUGCAGCAGGUAGAGGUUCAGAGCUAGUGCAUAGUAAUUACCUGUAGCUUAAAUGAGCACAGCAGUAGUAGAACGUGGUAUAUCUUAAGCGCUAUAAUUUUUGUAUUACAGUACUAAAUAAAGAAAAUAUUUGCCUUUUUUGCUGUUACUUUGGUCUUUAGCAAAGUAAAGAAAAAUCUGUCUAAUGAAACAUAUACUUGUAUUUUGUUUCCUAAACUAGUGAUCAGUCACCUAUUAAAUAAUUGUGAGUGGCAAAACUUAGAAAACUAGUCUUAAGAACUUCACUUGUACAGCAUCUCCAAUGUCUCUGAUCAGUUGAGUUUGUGCUAUGACCUUCCUCUAAGCAAUGAUUAAAGUUUUCUGUACCAACCCA
Molecule: messenger RNA, 2150 nt
Organism: Rhea pennata
Lineage: Eukaryota; Metazoa; Chordata; Aves; Rheiformes; Rheidae
Gene: CENPL
Product: centromere protein L
Exons: 4
Coding region: 1-1035 (344 amino acids)
Source: RefSeq, a predicted model, not a curated record